Zeugodacus cucurbitae (melon fly) is the source of this 592-nucleotide messenger RNA. RefSeq names its product pupal cuticle protein C1B-like. Bases 134 to 469 code for a protein of 111 amino acids. The record is from RefSeq and is a predicted model, not a curated record. The transcript is spliced from 2 exons. NCBI's taxonomy places the organism in Eukaryota, Metazoa, Arthropoda, Insecta, Diptera, Tephritidae.
CACUUUCAAGUAGUUCAAGCAUUUUUGGUAUGAAUACUGAAUUUGGUAUAUAAGGUGGUGACAACUUAACUAUAGAUAUCAAAUUCGUUUACCUCUUCGCUUCCAAAGAAGUCCAAAACUCAAACCUAUCAAAAUGUUCAAAUUGUUCGCUGUCUGCUUCUUGGCUCUCUUCGCUGUUGCCUUCGGUGCUGCUAAGCCCGGUUUGUUGGCUGCUCCAUUGGCAUACUCCGCUCCAUUGGCUGCUGCCCCCAUUGCUCAUGCUUAUGCUGCUCCAGUCGCCGCUGCUUACUCCGCUCCUCUGGCCUACACCACCGGAUAUGCCGGUUACGUCGCACCCUACGCCAGCAGCUACAAUGCUCACUCGAUCGCCCACUCCGCCGCUUUCCCAGCUGCCUAUGCUGCUCCAGUAGUUGCCGCCCCAGCCCCAGUGGUCGCUGCUGCUCCAGCUGUCGCUGUCUUGCGCAAAUAAGCUUUAAUCGAAAAAACUUUAAUUUUUCGGUCUGUGAUUAAAUUAAGAAUAGAAACUCGGUAUAACAAAUAUAUGUACAUAUAUGACAAAUUGAAACAUAAAGUAUGAUAAAUGCUCUCUUUA